Messenger RNA from Thlaspi arvense, 1134 nucleotides. The record is from the annotation of a GenBank genome assembly. Lineage: Eukaryota; Viridiplantae; Streptophyta; Magnoliopsida; Brassicales; Brassicaceae.
AUGAGGUUCCUGGAAGUAGAAACCGGAUUCCCUACGCCACCGUCCUCCGCCACCGAUCGUCUUCCUCGUUCACGGUGGUGGACACAAUCACAAUCAUUAUUAUUUAGUGGUAAGGAACUCACUCAACAAGAGAAAUCGGCUACUCUUAAACCCUCAUUGCUCGGCUGCUUAACCGCCUUCGUCGUUAGCAUCAUCGUCUUCUUCCCCAUACUUCGUUGCAACGUCAGCUUCUCCGUCGAAUCCAUCUCCUUUUCUCCCUCUUCCGCCGCUUGGCACGUCGAUUUCCUCGUGAAAUACCCGAGCUCGAGGUGCGCUAUCUACUACGACGGCGAUGACGUGUAUGCCAAGCUCGGUCCUGUAAACGCCGCCGUUUUGAAGACAUCCCACACGCGUAGCUCUGGUGGUUACACGAGGUUCUCGGUUGAUCUCGCUACGGAGAAUAAUCAAAGCGACGUCGUUUCAGCUUCUCCUAGGGUUUUUGAACUGGACAUCAAACUCAGUGCUAAGAAUACGAAAAAUCUCUAUGGCAAUGAAAUUGCAAGUGGACAUUUCGACGUCAGAUGUGAGAAUUUGAUAACUGAUCAUUUAUAUAAUAACGAUAACUCCAUCUCCAUCCCAAAAUAUUCAAAGUAUGUUUUAUACCUCGACAAGUCGACAUCGAGGAGAUUCAAGAUAAGGAUUCAAGUUAUCCCGUCACAUCGUCUCAUAUUUCCGAGCAACGACCCGAUCAUAUUACCCGCCGGAUCCGCCGUGAAGUUCACCGGUAUAUCGCCGCAAAACACCAACAAGAAUCCAUUUCCAUAUUCAAUGCCUGUCUUCACUCCAGCAAUAAUCUCAACCCGAAUAUCCCAAAUCACGUCGCCAAUAACUUCCGGCAUCGCUACCACCGUUUCGAAAACGACGUUUGUUUCGUCUCCGGUGACAACUUGUCCGAAAGGAUCCAUCGAUGGAGAUGAUGAUUUGGCGAUAACUUCGUCGCCUCGGAGUAAACGCGAUUUGAUUGGACGCAAAGAGAUUUUACAGCCGGUGACUGGACUCCUCGCAACAAAACCGAUUCUCCAUUCGGCGGCUGAAACCCUUGCGUUUGCGUUUGCGUUUGAGACGGAUACGGUAUCGGCAAAAAGCUCCAAGUAA